This is a messenger RNA of Tupaia belangeri chinensis (Chinese tree shrew), 1390 nucleotides long. Its product is annotated as adenylyl cyclase-associated protein 1-like. Gene Ontology annotation, molecular function: actin binding; adenylate cyclase binding. Gene Ontology annotation, biological process: actin filament organization; cell morphogenesis; cytoskeleton organization. Lineage: Eukaryota; Metazoa; Chordata; Mammalia; Scandentia; Tupaiidae. Gene Ontology annotation, cellular component: cytoplasm. The record is from RefSeq and is a predicted model, not a curated record.
UGCCGGAAGUGGAAAGCGGCUCAUUACAGUCCCGAGCUGGCACAUUAUGGCUGACAUGCAAAAUCUGGUAGAAAGAUUGGAGAGGGCAGUGGACCGCCUGGAGGCAGUAUCCCAUACCUCUGACAUGCACCGAUGGUAUGGAGACAGCUCUUCGAAAGCAGGAGCAGCGCCGUAUGUGCAAGCUUUUGACUCGCUGCUUGCUGUGGUCGUGACAGAGUACUUGAAGAUCAGUAAAGAAAUUGGGGGAGACGUGCAGAAACACGCGGAGAUGGUCCACACGGGUCUGAAGUUGGAGCGAGCUCUCUUGGUUACAGCCUCUCAGUGCCAGCAGCCAGCAGGCAAUAAGAUUUCCGCUUUGUUGGCUCCUAUCUCAGAGCAGAUCCAAGAAGUGAUAACCUUCGGGGAAAAGAACAGAGGCAGCAAGUUGUUCAAUCCCCUGUCAGCUGUUAGUGAAAGCAUCCAGGCCCUGGGUGGGGUGGCUAUGGAUCCCAAGCCUGGCCCCUAUGUGAAAGAAAUGAAUGAUGCAGCCAUGUUUUACACGAACCGAGUCCUCAAAGAGUACAAAGAUGUAGAUAAGAAGCAUGUGGACUGGGUCAAAGCUUACUUGAGUAUAUGGACAGAGCUUCAGGCUUACAUUAAGGAGUUCCAUACUACCGGGCUCGCCUGGAGCAAAACGGGGCCUGUGGCCAAAGAACUGAGCGGAUUGCCAUCUGGACCUUCUGCUGGAUCUGGUCCUCCUCCCCCUCCACCAGGCCCACCGCCCCCGCUGGUCCCCACCAGAUCGGGCUGGGCUCCGAUUGUUUCCCACUCAGCACUGUUUGCCCAGAUCAAUCAGGGCGAGAGCAUCACACAUGCCCUGAAACAUGUAUCCGAUGACAUGACAACUCACCAGAACCCUGCUCUGAAGGCUCAGAGCGGUCCCGUACACAGUGGCCCCAAACCAUUCUCCGCACCUAAGCCCCAAACCAGCCCGUCCUCCAAACCAGCCACCAAGAAGGAACCAGCCAGCCUUGAACUGGAGAGCAAGAAGUGGAGAGUGGAAAAUCAGGAGAACGCUUCCAACCUGGUGAUUGAUGACACAGAGCUGAAACAAGUGGCUUACAUAGACAAAUGUGUCAAUACGACCCUGCAAAUCAAGGGCAAAAUUAACUCUAUUACAGUAGAUAACUGUAAGAAGCUUGGUCUGGUAUUCGAUGAUGUUGUGGGCAUUGUGGAGAUAAUCAGUAGUAAGGAUGUCAAAGUUCAGGUAAUGGGUAAAGUGCCAACUAUUUCCAUCAACAAAACAGAUGGCUGCUACGCUUAUCUGAGCAAGAACUCUCUGGACUGUGAGAUAGUCAGUGCCAAAUCUUCUGAGAUGAACAUCCUCAUUCCCACAGAAGGCGGCGACUUU